Messenger RNA from Bubalus bubalis (water buffalo), 1620 nucleotides. RefSeq names its product signal-regulatory protein beta-1. Gene Ontology annotation, cellular component: plasma membrane. NCBI's taxonomy places the organism in Eukaryota, Metazoa, Chordata, Mammalia, Artiodactyla, Bovidae. The record is from RefSeq and is a predicted model, not a curated record. The transcript is spliced from 4 exons. The coding region runs from base 116 to 928 and encodes 270 amino acids.
UGUCCCUGUAACUUCAUUUUGUCUGGCCUCUGAUAUCAGCUUCAUAGUUGAACUCCUGUCAGAAUGCAACCUACAAACACUGUGGAAGACGAGACGGUGAGGCUUGUCAGUGGAGAUGCUGAGGGUUUGUUUGUACUGGGUUUGGGCUCCUCUGUAUCUUCUCACAGGCUGGGUCUCCUCUACAGGCAUGAGCAGCUACUCUUCUGCCCUGCAAGGCCCCUUUCAGCGCUCUGAGCCAGGCACAAACAUCCAACUGACCUUCACGUCCUCUGGAUUCUCCACGGAUCAGGUUACUGUGACCUGGCUUAAAAAUUCCCACCAGCUGUUAAAGUCCCAGACCAGCGUCCACCCUCGUGGAGACACCUACAAUGUGACCAGCAGUGUGGUCAUCCUUCUGCAGGCUGACGAUGUGCAUUCCCUUGUCCACUGCCAAGUCAAGCACAUGUCCAUACUGGUUUCCCAGAAAACCAUCAGACUGGAGCAGUACCUCCGUGUCCCCCCUACAGUGACUGUGUCCCAGUCUUCACACUCCUUGGACAUGGUGACAGUUAUCUGCCAUGUGCAGAGAUUCCAUCCACAGAAUGUGCAUCUCAGCUGGUUGGAGAACUGCCAUACACUCAAGGGAGCUGUGCAACCCUCAUCCAAGCAGAAUAGUGAUGGUACCUACACCUUGGAAAGCUUGCAUUUGGUGAAUGCCUCAGUGUGGGAGUCUGAACGUGUACUUACGUGUAAAGUGCAGCAUGAGACCCAGCCUCCCAUCCAGGCCAGCCUCAUACUGUCCACAGCAGUGCAGGACACAUACAAAUUCCUUGGGAGCGCAGGUCCAGAGAUGCCUGCCUUUAUCUUGAUGGCUUUCCUCCUGGGCUUCAAAGUGGUGCUGGUGAUCAGCUUCAUAGCCACCUAUUUCCACAGGUGGUGGAACCUGUAACAGGUCCUGCAUACUCUGUGAUACACUGCCUCCCUCCCUGUGCAAGGGGCUCAAGUGGAAAGAAGCUAUAAAGACUGGGGAUGACUCAAGAUUUCCCACCCUUCACUCUGCUUUCCCCACCUCCAACAUGAACACACUCCCUUCCACACACCUUCCUAUGUGCCUUCUCUCUGACCUUUGGAACUGAGUCAAGGAUGGACAUUGGUCAUGUUGAUCCAGAAUGUCUGGACCCUGAUGCACUGAGCUUCAAAUUGGCCCUGCCUCCACCCCAAAGAGAAUCAAGUAGAUCAAGAAAACAGGUUUCCAUUGUGCCCCUGCUCAUGAACACUUAAUUUUCAGAGCACUUUUUACUUUUAUCCAGAGCUUUUGCAAGUGUGAUUUCAUUUUAACACACAAGUAUUUUAAAUCACUAAGUUGAAUAAGAUUUUUCCAUUCUGAAAUUUAUAAGAUAAAAAUAUCCACGUAACUACCUACCAUGCUAUGUUUGCAGACUGUUAACAUUUGGCUAUUGCGAUCUGUUGUUCCUUUGAAAAUUACUGUACUAGAUUUGGUAUUCAUAAUCUCAAUCAUGAUUUUAUACUUCUACAACAUAUGUAUAAAUCCUUAAGCAAUAUAUAACAUUACUUGCAUGUUUUAACUUUUAUAUAAAUGUUAUUAUACUGUAUAGAGCCUGAUGGAAAUUUUAUUUUUUA